This is a messenger RNA of Scomber japonicus (chub mackerel), 1617 nucleotides long. RefSeq names its product solute carrier family 22 member 7a (gene slc22a7a). The transcript has 10 exons. Gene Ontology annotation, cellular component: membrane. Gene Ontology annotation, molecular function: transmembrane transporter activity. Lineage: Eukaryota; Metazoa; Chordata; Actinopteri; Scombriformes; Scombridae. The coding region runs from base 1 to 1617 and encodes 538 amino acids. The record is from RefSeq and is a predicted model, not a curated record. Gene Ontology annotation, biological process: transmembrane transport.
AUGAGGUUUGAUCAGAUCCUGGACGAUGUCGGCGGUUUCUCUAAGUACCAGUUCCUGGUGCUGUCCAUCCUUUGCCUCCCUCGCUCCAUCCUUCCUCUCCACUUCCUGCUGCACAACUUUGUCUCCGCUACGCCUCCUCACCGCUGCGCCCUCGGGAGCCAGGAGGACGGCUCCGGCCCCGAGGCGCUGGCCCUCAGGAUCCCCCGCAGAGACGAUGGCUCCUUCAGCUCCUGUAAGGUCUACGCCCCCCCGCUGACCUCUGACCUCAGCCACGGGAACACCACGGCUCCUUGUCCACACGGCUGGAUCUACAACCAAUCACAGCUCAGCUCCACCACCGUCACUGAGUGGGAUUUGGUCUGCGAUGACAAACAGCUCAAUCAAGCUCUGGCUUCGUACUUCUUCAUCGGAGUGACGUUUGGAGCCAUUCUGUUCGGACAGCUGUCUGACAAGUUUGGUCGUAAGUCGAUGUUUCUGGUGGCGUUGGUCACCGCCACCAUGCUGAGUAUGACCUCCGCCUUCUCCACCUCCUACGUCAUGUUCGCUGUCACCAGAGCGCUCUGUGGCGUCUCGCUCAGCGGACUCUCCAUCAUCGGCGUCGUCCUCGGUAUCGAGUGGACAGGCGUGAAGCACCGAACCUUCAGCGGAACCAUCAUGAGUCUGUCGUGGAGCGUUGGGAACAUGGUUCUGGCUCUGCUCGCCUACUUCAUCCGAGACUGGAGACACCUGACGCUGGCGGUGACGGCGCCUUGCAUCGCCGCCAUCAUCUCCUGGUGGUGGCUGCCUGAGUCGGCCCGCUGGCUGCUAGCUAACGGACGGGUGGAGGAAGCUCGGAAGUUUCUGGUUCAGUGCGCAAAGAUGAACGGCAGGAACACAUCGAACCUCAACUCUGAGACUUUGGGGAAGGUGACUGUGACCGAGGUUGCUGAGAAAACUCAUUCCUACCUGGAUCUGGUGAAAACGCCCCAGCUAAGGAAGAUCUCCCUCAUCUCCGGACUCUUCUGGUUCUCCGUGUCCUUCCUGUACUACGGGAUCAGCUUCAGGAUCUCAGGUUUCGGCGUCAGCAUCUACCUCACACAGUUCAUCUACGGAGCCAUCGAAGCUCCCGCCAAAAUCCUGACCUUCUUUACGUUGAACUGGAUCGGGCGACGGAACGGCCAGGCCGGGUUUCUGAUCGCAACCGGAGCUCUGAUUGGAGUAAACACGGCCAUUCCUUUAGAGUUCACGGUGGUUCGGAUGUGCGUCGCUGUGGUGGCGAAGGGUUUCUCCGAGGCGGCGUUCACCACGGCGUUCCUCUACUCAGCCGAACUUUACCCGACCGUCCUCAGGCAGUGUGGGAUGGGCUACACCUCGUGCCUCUGCCGGGUCGGCAGCUCUCUGGCUCCGAUGGUCAUGCUGCUGGAGGACGCGUGGCUCCUGCUGCCGCCGCUGAUCUUUGCUGGGACGGGGAUCGUCAGCGGCUGCUUGGUCUUCCUGCUGCCAGAGACGCUCAACGUGCCUCUGCCCGAAAACAUCCUCGACGUGGAGGAAGGAAGACACAGGCAGACUGACCCGAACAGACGAGUGAACAUGGAGUUCAACAUGAAUCCAUCAGACUCAGCAGACUCUCAGGAUUAG